Messenger RNA from Porites lobata, 8666 nucleotides. Lineage: Eukaryota; Metazoa; Cnidaria; Anthozoa; Scleractinia; Poritidae. The record is from the annotation of a GenBank genome assembly.
GUGUACGGGAACAGUUGGAAAGCGUGGUUUAGUGUAUUUGCAGCGUUUUGGUGCCAUUUUUUGCCCGGUUUUUACCGUAAAUGGGAUUUUUAGCCCGUUAAACUCUUCUCUGAAUAUCUUUUAUUGUUUUGAUAAAAAUCUGACUUUUUUCUGAGAUGCCAGCGCCACGAUCUAAGGUAAAUAAUUUAGCACGGUAAUUAGUUGUAAGUUUCAAAAUGUUGUUUACAUCUCUGAAUUCUUUAUACGAGUAAUCGAAUGAUCCGCUUAGACCUUAAACACUAAAAUUAUGUAUUUUUGUUUUAAAGAGUUCAAAGAGUUCUGUAGUUAACAUUUGUAGCAUCUUGCUGACGUUCGUGAUGACUUUCUAGGGUUGUCAGACUACGCAUUCUUUUACAUUGUUUACAAUAAACUUUUAACCAAUAUUGCCGGUAUUUUGAGCUUUUAUUGAAAAGAGCCUUUAAAUCUCUUAGGUGAGGUAUUGGCGUUAUUGCUAAUUCAAAAUCAUAAAUUAAUCUGUAUCGCCAUUGUUAUGUCUAGUAUACAGUAAACAGAUAUCUCCCAUCGGUCCAACUGAAUCAGCAUGGAUUGUCCCGGCAGAUCUCUAGGAUGUUACUGACUUGUUGCUGAUGUUAUCAAUAAUUAUAGUGGUUUUUAAUAAUAUACCGAGUGUGUAUUUUGCUUGGCUUAGUUUUUUGCGCUGAAAAAUAAAUGAUAUCAUGAAAUUUUGUUUGAUCAGUAAUUAGGUCCAAUUAGGUUGACAAAAAUUUGUAAAAAAAAAAAUACAAACUAAAGAAUCAUAAAUUAUUUAUGUUUUUAUCAUUUUUUAAUCCCUACUGUGACAGCUGAGAGCUGGAUUAAUGACUCUUGGGGAUGGAAUACAUGUACUUCAGUUCUUACUUUGUGUACUGCUUGAUCCUCUUUUUUUCUUUGUAUUGUCACAAACUCUUUUCACACAGAGAUACGAAUCAGAGUAUUCUACCCAUUACAAAAAAUUUGAUGCAAGACGUCCAUACACUGUAAAAGGAGAAGUUACAAGAUCACUGAGCUACAGCGACAGUAAUGGCUCAACGCCAAGGGCUGGGCUACAAUCAAGUAAGCUUGGGACCAUUCAUGAACCUCCACUGCAAAGAAAGAGAAUUGUCCCUUAUGAGAAGAACCACAACAUCUUCACAACUUUUACUGUAAAGGAACAAGCAGACAGGGAGUGGCUCAGAAGUGACAGGGAAUCUUACAGAUCUCGCACACCUCCUGGCAGAAGGCGCAGAGAGGUAAAAGGAAAUUUCUGCUCUCAAUACUAUUAUACCCGUACAUGUCAGUUAAAGAAAUGAGUUGUUAAUUUUAUGACUUGCUAGCUGGAAAAAGUUUUGUAUAUCUGAUUUAUAUGUGUAUAGGUUAAGACUAUCACUAAGAUUUCAAGUUUCUUCACAUAUAUAAUAGUAAUUUUUGUUUAAAGGUUGGAUAGUGCUAUUCAAUGGCUAAACCACUAUCCAAUUGAUAAGUAAUCUAAAGGAAACCAAUUACAUUAUCUGCUGGUGGAUAGUGAUUUAUCCAGUACAACCUGGACGCUUAUCUCUGAGCUGUACUGUAGAUAACAAUUAUUAUUCGCUGAAGUGGAGGUGGCUAGUGGUGGAUACUAACAAUUAUUCCUCGAGCCUGAAUGGGCUCUGAGUUAAUAGCCCAUGAGGCCUUUCAUGGGCUAUUGACUCAGAGACCAUGUGGACGAGAGGAGUAAAUUAGUAAAAUCCAACUAGUUGGUCAGAAAUAUCAAGACGAAAUGCGAUUCAGCUGCCAUUGUUUUGGUUUUCAAAGCCGGCGCUUUUCAUUACUCGUGGACUAUAACAUAUAGCCUAGUAGCAGAGCUCUCGCACACGAAGGGCACCAGCAUAGCACCAUGGGUAAGGAAAUGAAGUAAUCUACCCAUCCGAGAAAAUUUGGUAAUCACGUCAUCGUGUACUGACUGCCUACCCGAUAGACUGUCCGUCCGCACCACAGGCAUACCAAUGAAAAAUAACUCAAUCAACAGGUAUGGCAACCCAAAUGCAACUCGAGGUUAUUUUGGUGGGAAAUCGCACAGCCAGAUGCGUCUUGUAAAGCAGAGACAACAAAAGAGUCAAUAAAGACAAAAACGGAAAGUGGAAAUUGUUUCUGUAUCCAUGUUGUCUAAAGUAUUAAGCUUAGAUAAAUUUUCAUGUCCACAAAUUUGGAAUAUAGAGCAAGAGAAAGACAGAGAAAAAGAGAAAGUGGGCGGCAGGCCAGCGAGGCUCAACGAGAAAAAGGGCAACAGGGAUUUAGAGCAAGAGAUAAAAAACAAAGGAGACAUUUUUUAGUUGGAAGAACAACAAGAAGUUUCUGGAAGUUUCACGUUGUAGUCAUGCAAAACAACGGCAAAGAAAUGUACAGAAAAAAGUGCUGCACGUGCAAAGUUGCUUUUGCUAAUUAGACCUAUUGUUGUUUUUCACUGUUUUCCCGCAUUGCAUGCUUUCGCUGCUUAGUAUCACACAAUUUUAUAUUUUGUUUGAACAAACUAUAAAUAUUAUCAAGAGCUUCGCUUUUAGCCCUGGCUAAAUCUAUAUUAGUAGCUCAACCAAUCAGAAUGCAGCAUUGAUAGUAGACCACUAGUUGGAUGUUACUAAAGAUAUAUAUCCACCACUAGCCACAAUGAGGUGAAUGUAAUUAUUAUUGUUUUAAUUAGUAUAUACUAUUAAAAACAGCCGAAUGUUUUCUUGCAAACAAGUAAAACAUUUGAAGGCAUUUGUUUUAAGCCCUUGCAGGGACAUUUCUUGUGUGUUUGAAACCGUUCUGUUAAAAAAGCCCUUUUAAUUUACUUUUAAGCUAAUUUUAAUCAGUGUGUUUUAGGUGAUCAUGUCAGCUGAAUGAAGUAACGCAAGACUUAGUUUGCAUUAUUGUAAACAACAAACUUUUUUCAGUGGUUUCAUUGAUAAAUUCAGAUUAAAGAGACAUAGCUUUACCUGUAAAUACUUCCAAACCAAAUUUUGUCGCCUUGUUUAUGUUGUGGGACUUCUUCGCUUGUUUGUGAAAUUUCUUUAUUUGUUAUGGUAACAAGCCGGAAAGCUGCAGUUUGCUCAUAACUUACGCCAGUUUGGUAUUGCUCAGAGGUAAACAGCACUGGAUAUCCCACGGUUGUCACUAAGAUUUCAAGUUGCCGGGUAAAUUACAACAAGAAGGCGGGGAAUCAAACGGCUAGGGAUUUCUUUUGGUUCUAUUUUUCUUCUAUUUUCCAAUAAAAGAAGCCGGGGGCCACUCUCUUAGUAGCCGGGCAAAAUCCCCGGCCCCUGGCUCUUAAUGACAACCCUGGAUAUCCCAACUUUGAGUGGCCAAUCAGAGUGUGCGAAAAACACUAUCCACUGUCUUAGUUAAUAUUAUACUAAAUAGUGUUAUCCUUCCUUUUGAACAACUGGGGCCUGAUGGUUAACGUGUUGUAAAUUUAGGAGAAGGCCAUAAAGGAAGAAAGGGGCACCAGAGCAAUUGACAGAAGUGAAACGCCAAUCCUUGCAGCAGAGAGAAAAAUCUUCAAGGAGCCACGUGCAGAUAUUCACCGGACAGUUUAUGUACCAGACAGAAUUAAGAGAAAGAGUACAUACAAAGGUGAUUACGUGGACUACAAGAAACAAUCUAAAGCUCCAACUGGGACAAGACAAAACAGCAAGCAGAAGCAACGCCAACAAAGUCCAAAGAAAGUAGUUGGUGGAAAGAAAGAAGGUAAGAAGAUGGAAGAAAAAUUGAUCAAUAUGUCUGAAUGGCUUCUUUGCAAAUCCUUUAGUUUUGAAUUAGGGCUGAAAGAGAUGAAGGGUUUAAGUGGAAAGUAUUACAUGCUUUUGUGUGGACUUUCUUAAAGUCCGUUAAUUUUUUUUCCCUGUUUGGGUGGGCCAUUUUUUACGUUUCUGUCAAAAAUGGUAUAUUAAGAAGAGUAUAAGGCCAGCGAUCAGACCAGUCAGGUCAAAGCCUCAAUCUCUUGUAGAAACUUUGUUGACUAUCGCCCCCUCUGCCCAUUCCUGGGACUUAGCCUUUGCUGUAAAUUAAAGUUAAAUUCAGGUUAAUUUUGUCUCCUGGCUUUUUUAAAAAUAGUCAAGAAUUAUGGUAAGGAGACAAAGAAAAUUGAGAAUAUUAUUAACCACGCUUAAAAGAAAUUAACCUGGACUAAAUAGCCAACAUUUUGCAACCCCACCACUACUGGUUUCCCUUGUGAGGUGAUUUUUGACAAACAAAGAAUUCUGUACUAAUGUCCUGUCACUACUAAGAUCUGGAAAGUGCUUCUGAUUGGUUGAAGCAAAUUUCCCAUGUGGCACAAACAAUCAGAAGCCCUAACCCAGAUCUGGGUAGUAAUAUAUAUCAUCACUCUUGAAGAAAUUCAUUAGGUUAGUAUGUUCAAAUAUCUAUUCAAAUGUUCUUAAAGGAGAGGCCCAAAAGAAAAAUCCUAAUGAUGCUGACAGUUUGGAUAACUGACAGCCAUCUUUAUCAAAACUAAAACGUCACAGGUGUCAGUAGCCCUAAAUAGGCUUCAGAACACUCCUACCAUCAACAGAGAUGAGGGAGCAUACCAGCUAUCUCCUAUAUGGACCCAUGUGAUUUUCACCCCCAACCAGGGGGGAGGGGCAGCCUCGACAGAGUGAUUUUGCACAUUUGUCACAAUUAACUCCUUCAGAAGCCUAUUCAGGGCUACUGAAACCUGUGAUGUUUUAGUUUUGGUAACGAUGGCUGUCAGUCAUCAAAACUGGGCAGCAUCAUUAGGAUUUUUCUUUCAGGCUAUGCUUUAAGAACAUUUUAAUGGAUAAAUUCAUCAUCAGUAUGAAAUUUAUGUGCUUGUUCCUUGUGAAAUGUGGGCUGUUUUCAUCAGGCUAGUCUUGAUUUUGACGUGCAGCUAAGGGCUUUAGAAAUAUAGAAAUAUGUAUUCACUGUAUUUCUAAACACCAGUACUAAACACCAGUCUUGUUUACAUUCUGCACUAGGCACCAGCCCAGACCGCCUGCCUCCAGCUGGCAUUCGCAGAGCAACAAGCAUUGGUGAUACUCGGCUCCUGAAACCUUCCGAUGAUUCCCAGUACAUGAGGUCUCCAGAACGUGAACAAAAGUAAAUUUUUUUUGCUAUCCCUAGUGACUCAUGAGUCAAUUUUGUGCCCUGCACAUUUCAGUGCCUACAUGGGUAACAAAUUAAUAUUGAGCAGAUUUAAGCAAAAAUGCUAUCCAAAGUAUUUUCCAUUUUCAAGGAAAAACUGGUCAGAAUGAAGUAUGUUCACAGCAAUACUGCUAAAUCUCAUUCAAACCAGUAAGAGCUACAAAACUCUUUGACUUUUCUGCCAAAAAUACCUUCAUUCAGUUAUCUUGGAAAGUUGACAUUACUCAAAAGCAGACUGCAAGGUUCGUCAAUUGAGUAUGGCUGGACUAAUGGUAUAGAUUUUUUUCCACGUAUUCCAGCUGGAAUCUGGAUUAAAAAAGAAUAUAACUGAGCAUUUUAUCUGUUUGAGAAGCUUUCAUUAGAGGAUGAACUGUACCAUACUUGAGAUUUCAACCAAAAUUCUCCGUCUUUUCGUUCCAAAAUUAAACGCUCUAGUCGUCCCUCCCAAGUUUAACCGUCCCCUUUUUCUUAUAACCCUGAAUCCGAAGCAAAGAGAUAAAAGGGCUUAUACUGACUUUGCCUUGAGAUUCAAACUUGCAAAGAAAAUGGCUUUUUGUAGCUAACCUACGAUAGGAGUAUACAGUAUUAUGAAAGCCAUUGUUAUGACGUUGAGGUUUCAGAAUAUAGUGGUACAAGGCAAAUAAUUAUGCACAUGUAUUUUUUACUGUCAUUUUAUGUUUUACUGUUUGACUGUUUUAAUCCUCUCUUCAUUUUUCCAGGGUUUUUGACUCGGAGUAUAGUAGCCGCUACACCCAGCCAACAAAAUUCAAAUACGUUGAUGGUUUAUGGAUAGAAACUCCCGUUAAUACUGGUGCAACUUACAACGUAAAGGUUAGCGUGGAAGAAAUGACAGAAAUUGACUACAAAGUACAACAAAAUACUAAUACACACAUGCUCUCUGUUACCAGAAAAAGAAUUAAUAAAGUGAAAAAAAACAACAACAAAAUGAUGAAGAAAACGACAAGAAAAUACAGUGAAAAUAUUACCUCAAGUAAAAUAUAUAUCAUAAUGAUGAUGCAAAAAUAACUGAAGACGUGGCAAAGAAAUAAAUAUAUUAGAAAGCAAAAAAGAUAAGAAUACAAUAUCCACGCCAAUUUAUUGAGCAAUAUUUAUAUUCGUGCGUAUUCAUCCACUAAAAUCGCUUGUUUUCUGCAACAUUUUCAACCUUGUUAGUAUAAUUCUUCUUAUUUGUCAAACUAUCUUCUAACUAGAAACUCGUAUAGCUUUAAAUAAUAAACUUUUAGUUUCGAAUUAUUAUUAUCGUUAUUAUUAUCGUUUAUUCUUAUUUAUUUAUUUAUUUUUAUUGUUACUUUUACUUUAUUAGGACAAGAAGAAAACGCCGGAUUGGUUUACUCAGGUAUGUAGCAUUAUUUUUCCUGAUUUUAUUACGUCUUAAUCAUUGCAGUUUUUAAUAACUUUUUCUACUAAUGUAAACUUCCUAUUUUUUUAAUACACGCCUCAAUUUUAAAGAACAUUUCUCGCGUGUACCUCGCUCUCGUACAGCUGAUCAGUCAUAUGAUUUUUUUUUUGUCUUGAAGGUGGUGGAACGACGUAAUGAAGCCUAUGGCUAUUCCCAGCAUGCACGAGGAACACACUUCUCUCGCGAGAAUCUCGAUGCGAUCAACAGGGAACAAGCGGAACGUGCGAGUUCUCGAUCCGAGUCACAUAGAUCCUCGUCUCCAGCUGAAGAAAGAAAGAGAGACCGAGAUUUCAUGCCACGACCCAGACCAAGGAGCGCUUCGCCACCGCGAAGACGCGAGGCAUGGGCCGAGGAGCGUGAGCACUUACCGAGACGGUCCGACGACAGACGAAUGAGUUUGGGAACAGACGCGACUUCUGAUGACGACGAAAUGGUUCUCGAGCGAGGCCGAUCCCCAACUCCGGAGCUUCGGGAUACGAGGAGCUCCCGACGACACCACCUCGAUAUAACAACGAACAUCUUGAAUGACAGCUUUGAAAAGUCGCUGUCCUUUUCCAAGAAGAAGAAACCUUCGCAAGGGGUUCGAAAUGGAUCUACCACUCCACCAAAUGAAAAAAGAGAUAUCAGACCAGUAAGUCCUGCCUCCAGUGUUGGUUUAGGAGAUGACGCAAGAUCAUAUACACCUCCGCGUAAGGUUGAACGACCCCGUCCGGACGCCUCUGGUAACGGUUCAAUUGUUAGCGCGGGGGGAGGUGUAGGGGAAGGAGACGAUGACGUCCUCUCCGUGUCCGCCAUGUCCAGUCGAGCUUCCACGGCGUCUGAAACCCUUGAACGAGCAAGAAAACGGCGAGAUGAGUUUUGGAAAAAAGAAAACACAUCAAGAUAGAACUUUCAGGGCCGAGUUUUUAAUUGACUAAACGAAAAACAAAAACACCCGGAUGAAAGAGUCUAGUUUUGAAAAUGAUUAGUAGUUUUGGUACGAGGUUCGAUUCAGACUUGAUACAGGGUGCCUUUUUUCAGAUAAUUGCUCUAACGAGUGUAAGUCACAAGCGUAUGUAAAUUCCAAAAACAAGCCUUACACGUCCUACGGGCGUGUCAGGGCUCGCGCGCUUCGACGAAAAUCUCACGCAGGCGCCUUGAAAGACCAAUGUUGAGGGGCAAAAACGACUGUUUUGCAGUCUUAAAGUAUCAAGGAUUAAGUUGCUUAAGAUUCAACCUUGGUCGUAAGGUGACGUUUGACGUUCAGACGCCAAUGAACCUCUGGUGCUAAAUAUCAACGACAAACAUCUUACGUUUUUUCGCAACUGACCUCAGAGUGUUAAGUCUGAACGGGACCUUGUUCUGUUGUGACUCAGUAAAUGCUUUAAUCUAGGAAUCUAACUAGAUGCAGCGUAAGGCGUAACGGCGCUGACACGAUAUCAUCCAUGAUAUGGUUUAACUUAACAAAGUGGCGCAUAGCCACAAGUCACGAGCCAUUUAUCUUACUUUGCCUUAGUGAAAAAAAGUUUAUCAAGUUGAUUUAGUCUCCAUUCUAGUCACACAUGUCAUUUUGAUCUACAGGUGAAAAAAAAGUGUAACCUCCGUUGAACUCGCGAGAAAAAAUAAAGAAGUGAGUAGAGCUUGCACAUGAAUAAAAAAUUACAACACUAAAACUUUAAAGGGGAAAAAACCUUCACAGCAUGUUUUAACAUUGUACUUAAGAACGUGUAUAAACUUGUAAAUAAGAACUUGUAUUCAAGAAACGGUUAAUAGCGUUCUUGGCAAGAUCUUCAAAGUUUUACGUUUUACCUCUUGUUUUAGAAAAUGGAAUGUGGUCAAAAAAUAUGCUUGUGGUUUCACUCAGUAUAAUCCUGGUCUUUCAUUGAACUGAUUACAUUCGACGCACUCCUCCCGGCGACCACUGCCGACCAGUUAAUAGUUACAGACAUCAUGUGAAACCGCGUUUAACUGUGACGUAACUGUGGCUAAAGCUCUCUAAUGGGUAUUACACUAGAUAUUUUGAAGUGCUAAAGGCUCGUCAACUUUUUUAAAAAUGUGAUAAGUAACAAACGCUUUUUUACCCGGCUACAAGUUCCCACGAAAACGACCUCUCUCGAUAAACACAUCAUUAGCC